This is a messenger RNA of Stylophora pistillata, 996 nucleotides long. RefSeq names its product bombesin receptor subtype-3-like. Gene Ontology annotation, biological process: G protein-coupled receptor signaling pathway. Gene Ontology annotation, cellular component: plasma membrane. The record is from RefSeq and is a predicted model, not a curated record. NCBI's taxonomy places the organism in Eukaryota, Metazoa, Cnidaria, Anthozoa, Scleractinia, Pocilloporidae. Gene Ontology annotation, molecular function: neuropeptide Y receptor activity.
AUGGCAAAUUUUUCCAUCGAUGUGACAAGUCUGUAUCACUCGCUUUCACCGUUUAACAUCACGUUAUUUAUCCUGUAUGCGAUAAUGGUGGUCAUUGGUUUAAUUGGCAAUAGUUUCGUGGUAAUAAUCGCUUGGAAAACGAUCUCGAUGCACACAGCAACCAACUUCUUGCUGUCGAAUGUAGCUGUGGCAGAUUUUAUCUCUUUGGUUUGGUGCAUAAUUCCCUUAGCUACCUGCCUCUUUGCCGAGCAUCCAAGCGGACAAGUGGGGACGUACCUUUGUAAGUUUUUCACAGGAUAUGCAAUGACGAGUGUUUCCGUUACAGUUAAACUUUCUAGUCUGCUCAUCGUUGGAAUCGAGCGGUAUCGUGCAGUCAUCAAGCCUUUACAGAAUGACUACCACCUAGAACAUAUUGGCUAUAUGAUAGGCUCUCUUUGGAUAUUUGCUGUAAUUUUUGCCCUGCCUGGUUUUAUUUACAGUGAAUACGAUGAUCAACUUAAAAGAUGCGUUGAUAUAGGGUCAAUCGAGAGGACGGCAUCUGUGAAAUGGCUCGUCACAAGUAUGACAGUCGCGACGGCCGUUUGUUCAACUUUUUUAUUCUUAUCCUAUUUCCAAAUACUUAAAGGCAUUUAUAUCACCAAAACAGUUUGUGUUGAAUCAGCAGCAACGAGACACGCGGAUAUGAAGGCAAAAAGAAAACUCGCUAUAAUUUCUUUGACAGUCACAGUAGCCUACAUUAUCUGCAACGUACCAUUUUUGGUUUUUGAGAUGUACACAGCUUAUACCGAAAGGGAGAAAAUUAUAAAUAACUAUGUGACUAUAUACAGAGUUUAUCGCAUUCUGGGACUUCUUAUGUACUUCAACUCAUGUUUAAAUCCGUUUCUUUAUGCCUUUCAGAGCUCUAAUUAUAGAAAGAACUUUAAAAGGAUCUUUCUUCGCAGAAUAACUGAACUGCACGAUAAUAGUAUAAAUUUAGAGGUUUUUACUGGAGGUUGA